UGAUAUGCUCUAAAGUUUAAGUUUUUACAAGAUAUAGUUUGGUAACCACCAAGAAGAAAGAGAUGAACAAGGAUUCUCGUUGUGAGAGACACAGAAGGACACGCCAUGUGCGAACAUGGCCCAAUUGCUGACAAUCGGAGAGCGCCCUCCAACAUCGGCCAAUGCGGAAUUUUCACAAAACAGAAGUUUUCUGUUCCCCAAUCCAGCAAAAUGAUUAAAGCAGCCUCCUACUUGACUAACCAAAACCCCCAAACCGAAUCUUUCUCUUUUGUGCUUUCUCUCUCUCUCUCUCUCUCUCUCUCUCUCUCUCGCUACAAAUCUACCUACAUUUUGCUUAUCUCAUCAUGAACAUCUCUUCUUUACACUUUCCUGGGAUCUGAGUCUCCUUUAUUUUCCCUGAGAAACAAAGUUAAAGUGCUCGUGUAUCACAGACACACAGAAAUAAAAUCCGAGACGAAGUGAAAGUGCUUCAAUCAUUAGUUAUAGUUAAUAUCUGCUCCUAUUUGAUGCUGGGUGUUCUUUAUUUUUGCUAAAAAAAAGUUCACACACACUUCUAGAAGACACCCGGGUCGUCCAAUGAUUGUCUCGCAGUCUUAUUUAUUCAAAGUGUGUGACCCAGAUCUUGAAAUGCAUAUCUAGUUCCUGAUAGUGGGCAUUCUUCGUUUCUUGCUAAAAUAUUCACUCUCUUCUAGUAGACACCAAAGAUUGAGUUAUGUCCCGAUUUCGAGUAAUGGGUGUUUGAUAUUUGAUCUUGGGUGUUCUUCAUUUUCUUGGGUCAAAUCACUUUUUGGGUUUUUUUUUUUUUUUUUUUUUUGGGAGGGAAUAGAUGGCUUAUCCACCGGAUCAUGGGAUCUAUACUAAUGCGGUUUUUAGGUUGGUGUUGGUUUUGGUGGGAGUGAGUUUGCUUGGAUACACAGUUGGGCCGCCACUGUACUGGCGCUUGAAGGGGAAUUCAACUGGUCAAGUUUCAUGUCCUUCAUGUGUUUGUGAUUGCUCUUCAGAGGAUCUCUUCUCCGUACCUUUAGAAAUCGUCAACAGCUCAAUUGGAGACUGUGGUAAAAAUGAUCCAGAUAUGAAUGAGGAAAUGGAGAAGGAUCUCGUAGCUUUACUGUCAGAGGAACUAAGUUUACUGAAAGCUGUUGCUAAUGAUACUAUGGAACACACAAAGGCAUUAAUGAUGGACACUAGGAAAGCCUAUUCACACUAUCAAAAGGAGGCAGAAAAGUGCAGUGCUGGAGUGGAAGCUUGCGAAGAAGCAAGGGAGAGGGCUGAAAGAGAACUUGCAGCGGAGCUUAAGCUCUCAGCAUUGUGGGAGAAACGAGCUCGUGAACAUGGGUGGACGGAUAACAGAAGAAGAGCACACUCACGAUCCUAGUUUUUAUGUUUUUGUUUUAUGCUAAUGUUAGGCUUUUGAUCGUACAACUGAUGCUUAGAGGUCUCUUUUGUGAAUAUAGAUACGUUUAACAGUAUUUACUUUUCAACUGUUCUUGUAUACUUUUUAGAAUAAACUAUUGCUAAAAGGAAGGUAGAUUAAUGAAAUGAAUCAAUGUU
This is a messenger RNA of Corylus avellana, 1551 nucleotides long. RefSeq lists its product as uncharacterized. Lineage: Eukaryota; Viridiplantae; Streptophyta; Magnoliopsida; Fagales; Betulaceae. The record is from RefSeq and is a predicted model, not a curated record.